AUGAGAGACCAUAGAAGAGUCCACACUGGUGAGAAACCCUUUCCCUGUAAGUUCUGUGGUAAAUGCUUCAUGAGAAGCUGGGAUCUGAUUGUCCACACCAGAACCCACACAGGUCAGAGACCAUACGCCUGUAAGGUCUGCGGUAAAUGCUUCGUCAGACAAAGCAAUUUAAUUUACCACGUAAGAAUCCACACGGGUGAGAAGCCCUACCUGUGUCAAACAUGUGGAAAAUGUUUCACCCAGCAUGUUCAGCUGGUGACCCACAUGAGAUUCCACACUGGUGAGAAGCCCUAUAUAUGUCAAACAUGUGGGAAAAGCUUCACUUUAAAAAGCCAGUUAACGAUCCAUACGAGGACCCACACUGGUGAGAAGCCCUAUCCGUGUCAAACAUGUGGAAAAAGCUUUUCUUUAAAAAGUCGAUUAAUUAAUCACACAAGGACCCACACUGGUGAGAAACCCUUUAUAUGCGAAACAUGCGGCAAAACGUUCAUUCAGCGGAGCCGUCUAGUGACCCACAUGAGAGUUCACACUGGUGAGAAGCCCUUUUCUUGUAAAACCUGCGACAAAUGCUUUUCUGACAACUCUAUUUUAAAAGCCCAUGUGAGAACUCACACGGGUGAGAAGCCCUACACGUGUAAAACAUGUGGUAAAAGUUUUACGCAGGGUAGUCAGUUAGCAUCGCAUGUAAAAAUUCACACUGGUGAGAAGCCCUUUUCCUGUCAAACCUGCGGCAAACGCUUCUCCCUGAAUUCUACCCUAAAAGCCCACAUGAGAACUCACACAGGUGAGAAGCCCUUUUCCUGCAAAAUCUGUGGCAAAUGCUACUCUCAGAAGAGCAAUCUGACCAAUCACAUGAGAACUCACACAGRUGAGAAGCCCUUCUCCUGUAAAAUCUGUGGUAAGUGCUUCACUCAGAAAAGCAAUCAAAUAAACCACAUGAAAAGCCACGCUGGUGAGAAGUCCUUUUCCUGUGAGAUGUGCAGUAAAAGUUUCAAACAGAAAAAACUUUUGACUGACCACAUGGAAAUUCACACGGGUGAGAAGCCCAGUACUUCCACCAAACCCACGCUAGAGCCGCUGGUUCUGAAGCAAGAGGUCGAUACCCUCAUGGUGACUCCUGCUCAGGAACGAGACCACAUUAAACCAGAACCAAACUGGGACCAAGUCCCGUCUCAGAACCUUCCUGAGAACCCAGACCAGGCUGGACCAUCUGGUGACGGAGAACCAAACCCACAGAACUGUUCCAGCAGGAACCAGAACCCUUCAGAGACGUGGUGUGAGCCCGAGGAGAGAAAACCUGCAAAAUGUGAUAUUUGUGGGAAAGGUUUCAGGAGCAAAUACAGGAUGGAGAUUCAUAGACGAGUCCACACCAGUGAGAGGCCCUACGCCUGCACAACGUGUCAAAAAACCUACAAAAGUAGAGACUACCUGCUGAGCCACAUGAGAACUCACACGGGUGAGAAGCCCUACAUGUGCAAAACAUGUGGUAAAAGUUUCUCUCAGUCUGGUCAUUUAACAACUCACCAGAGGACUCACACGGGUGAGAAACCCUACUUGUGUAAAACCUGCGGCAAAUGCUUCUCUGAGAAAUAUGUUUUGGUCGGACACAUGAGAACUCACACGGGUGAGAAGCCCUAUUCCUGUAAAACCUGUAGCAAAGGCUUCACUCAGAGGAGGAGUCUGAACAAACACAUGAAAACUCACACUGGUGAGAAGCCCCACAAGUGCACCACGUGUGGCAAAAGUUUCCCUGGAUAUAGUAAAUUAGUGAGCCACAUGAGAACUCACACGGGUGAGAAGCCCUACACGUGUAAAACAUGUGGUAAGACUUUCUCCCAGUCUGGUCACUUAACGACUCACCUGAGGACUCACACGCGUGAGAAUACCUUCUCCUGUAAAACGUGUGGAAAGAGCUUCGCCCAGAACAGCUAUCUGACCGUCCACAUGAAGAGACAUCUGGGUGAGAAGUCCUUCUCCUGUAAAAUAUGUGGUAAAUGUUAUUUUCAAAAUGCUAGUCUGACCAACCACAUGAGAACUCACACGGGUGAGAAGCCCUACACWUGUAAAACAUGUGGUAAGAGUUUCUUCCAGUCCAGUCAUUUAACGACUCACCUGAGGAUUCACACCGGUGAGAAGCCCUUUUCCUGUGAAACCUGCAAAAAGUGUUUCUCUGAGAAAUACCUUUUGGUCGGACACAUGAGAAUUCACACUGGUGAGAAGCCCUACACAUGUAAAACAUGUGGAAAGAGCUUCGCCCAGAACAGCUAUCUGACCGUCCACAUGAAGAGACAUCUGGGUGAGAAGCCCUUCUCCUGYAAAACGUGUGGGAAAAUUUUUACUCUGAGAGGAAAGUUGUCGUCCCACAUGAGAGUUCAUCCAGAAAAAGAAAGUGAGUAAAUCUUACCUGACAAAGUUCAGAUCAGAG
This is a messenger RNA of Austrofundulus limnaeus, 2425 nucleotides long. Its product is annotated as zinc finger protein 260. Gene Ontology annotation, biological process: regulation of transcription by RNA polymerase II; embryo development. The transcript has 2 exons. Gene Ontology annotation, cellular component: nucleus. Gene Ontology annotation, molecular function: DNA-binding transcription factor activity, RNA polymerase II-specific; RNA polymerase II cis-regulatory region sequence-specific DNA binding. The coding region runs from base 1 to 2397 and encodes 798 amino acids. NCBI's taxonomy places the organism in Eukaryota, Metazoa, Chordata, Actinopteri, Cyprinodontiformes, Rivulidae. The record is from RefSeq and is a predicted model, not a curated record.